Chaetomium globosum CBS 148.51 is the source of this 1326-nucleotide messenger RNA. RefSeq lists its product as uncharacterized. Bases 1 to 1326 code for a protein of 441 amino acids. NCBI's taxonomy places the organism in Eukaryota, Fungi, Ascomycota, Sordariomycetes, Sordariales, Chaetomiaceae. The transcript is spliced from 5 exons. Gene Ontology annotation, molecular function: succinyl-CoA:3-oxo-acid CoA-transferase activity. The record is from RefSeq and is a predicted model, not a curated record.
AUGCCGUCAACAGCCAUGUGCAUGAGAACGCUACGUGCGUACGCCAAGUAUGGUCAGAACCAUGCUGCGCUCUUCGCGCGGUCCUUCUCGGCCACAGCCCGCCGCCGCGACAUCAACAAGGUCUACCCCUCUGCCGCCGAGGCGAUCAAGGACAUGAAGCCGAAUUCGACUCUUCUUUGUGGCGGAUUCGGCCUGUGCGGCGUACCAGACACUCUAAUUGACGAGGUACUCAAGAAGCCCGAGCUCAAGGGCAUUACCGCCGUCUCGAACAAUGCGGGCACCGACAACAGCGGCCUCGGCAAGCUGCUACGCACCAAGCAGAUCAAGAAGAUGAUCGCCUCGUACAUCGGCGAAAACAAGACCUUCGAAAGCAUGUAUCUGACGGGCGAGGUGGAGCUAGAGCUGACACCCCAGGGCACACUUGCCGAGCGGUGCGCGGCUGGUGGCAAGGGUAUCCCCGCCUUCUACACGCCGGCCGCCUUUGGCACGGUCGUCCAGACCGGCGAGCUGCCGCUGCGCAACAAGCCCGAUGGCACUCCCGACCAGUUCUCGUACCCCAAGGACGUCAAGGUAUUCAACGGCAAGAGCUACUUGCUGGAGCACUCCAUUGCGGGCGACUAUGCCUUUGUCAAGGCCUACAAGGCGGACCGGCUCGGCAACUGCCAGUUCCGCCUCGCUGCCAACAACUUCAACGGCGCCAUGGGGCGCAACGCCAAGAUGACGAUUGUCGAGGCCGAGCACAUCGUCGAGCCCGGCGAGAUUCCGGCCCGAGGCGGUCCACCUGCCCGGCAUCUACGUCAAGCGCGUUAUCCCAGAGCACAGCCGGAGAAGAACAUCGAGAAGUACACGUGGAGCAAGGACCCCGCUGAGGCCGCCGAGGAUCCCAAGUGCCGCCGCGGCGCUGGGCACGGGCGACACCAAGGCCAAGCGCGAGCGCAUCGUCAAGCGCGCGGCCAAGGAGUUCAAGAACGGCAUGAGGACGCGGACCUGAUCAACGCCGGCAAGGAGACGGUCACGCUCAAGCCGGGCGCGUCCGUGUUCGGGUCCGAGGAGAGCUUCGGCAUGAUCCGCAGCGGCCGCAUCAACCUGACCAUCCUGGGCGCCAUGCAGGUCAGCGCCGUCGGUGACCUGGCCCAACUGGAUGUUGCCGGGCAAGGUCAAGGGACGUGCGUGUCGAGAAUCCUUACCGAGCUGGGUGUCUUUGACGUCGACUUUGCCAAGGGCCUCACAUUGAUCGAAAUUGCUGAUGGCGUGACGGUGGACGAGAUCAAGGCCAAGACUGAAGCACCCUUCAAGGUUGCUGAUGACUUGAAGCCCAUGCUUUGA